Messenger RNA from Osmia bicornis bicornis, 3786 nucleotides. RefSeq names its product cell division cycle protein 27 homolog (gene Cdc27). The record is from RefSeq and is a predicted model, not a curated record. The transcript has 13 exons. Gene Ontology annotation, molecular function: protein binding. Gene Ontology annotation, biological process: cell division. NCBI's taxonomy places the organism in Eukaryota, Metazoa, Arthropoda, Insecta, Hymenoptera, Megachilidae. The coding region runs from base 288 to 2831 and encodes 847 amino acids.
GGCGCAUCCACACUUAUUGAUACUGACAUGAGAAAUCGAACUCGUUUAUACAUUUGUUUCUUCUUUAACGGAAAAUUGAUUUGCAAUUUUCUACAAUAAUUUAUGAUGCUUCAUUCAUUUUAUAAGUUUACCGAAGUUUUAUCCAAUAUUACAUUAAAUACAUUUAUUCGAAGGUGAACUUAUUUAGGGUUGUUUGCUUUUGCGAAAUGGACGGUAAAUGGGAGGAGUUAUAACUAAAUAGAUAUAAGUAACGUUUAUAAUCUUUCUUACUUUAUUAAAUUUCAACAAUGUUUAAUAAGUUGCUGUUUGGACGGAUAAUUACACAAAUACUAUGUGCAGCCAUAUGGCAUUGUUUAAAUCAUUAUGCUUAUCCGGAUGCAAUAUUUUUAGCAGAAAGAUUAUGUGCAGAAGUUGAUACAGAAGAAACUUUAUUCCUUUUGGCGACUUGUUAUUAUCGAUCAGGUCGAAUUAGGCAAGCUUACGCGUUACUUUCUAAAAAAGCUCCAAGCUCUGCGCAGUGCAGAUUUCUGUUAGCCAAAUGUUGUUACGAUUUAGAGAAAUAUGCAGAGGCGGAAGCAGCCAUAAUAGGGGGAUAUUAUAAACAGUUGAAAAAUUUAGAGGAAAUUGCCACACAGUUCGGCGAACAUGCUUGUUUUUCUCUUCAGAUUAUAGCAAAAAUUUAUUAUAAAAUGAUGCGUACCUCAAAGGGAAAUGAUGCCCAUAAAUUGGCUUUAAAGUUAAAUCCAUUUCUUUGGCAUUCGUUCGAAGAAUUAUGCAACGUCGGCGAAGUGGUAGAUCCUGCUAAAGUUUUUCAGUUAGAUAAGUUAGACAAUUUUGCCAUGUGCCAUGGUAGUACACCUACUCCUAAUUACGCGACCGAAUCUGAUCUCAUUCUACCUAUUAAUAAUUCGAAUGGCACACCUACGAUAAAUGGCAUUAAUGUAACUCCUGGACAAAUGACAACAGCAUCGACUAUAAUAAAUGGCAUAGGUUCUGGUAUACGGUUAUAUUCUUCCAUAGAUGAAAGUCCUCAAAGUUUACAUUAUAGUAAUUGCUCUUCGAUAUCACCAAGGGCUAAACUUCCACGAUACCGUAGUAUGUUUAGUAACACGAUGAGUCCUCUUACUCCGAGUUUUGGUAUCUUACCACUGGAAAGCAAUACACCUGAACCAACAGUUUUACCUUCGCAUACGACUCUUACAGAAGCUAACGAUCAGAAAAGUUUAGCGAAACGUGUUAGUAGUUUAAGGGCUCAUGUUGGGCAAUUAAUGUCAAGGAAAGAUACACCUUUGCAACAAGGAAAACCAGUGUUUUCACAAUCUGGAAAUACCAGUAACAGCGCGAAUAUUGUAACAGUAACGCCUACUACCCCAACACCGACACCACCAACGCUACAAGGUACUAACGUCAGACGUUCAUCCCGACUCUUCAGCCAUAGCUACUCGGUUAAGGAAAAUAAUAAAUCUCCAAACAGAAAUAAAUUUGCCACUCCUAAGUCUCCAUCUCGGAAGACGAAAGCCAGACUUUCGAAAACUAAUUUAAACAAAACUAAUUUUAACGAAUUAAAUGAGAGAAAUCGAAACGAGAAAGAGAAAAGUGAAACUAUUACAUCAGAAAAGGCUGUAGCUAGUGUAAAUGCUUUAAAUAAUCAAAGCAAUGCUAAUAUUUGUGCGGUAACGCUUCAAAAACAAUGUGCUGAAGGUUUAAUGUCACUGUUACGUGAGUUAGGAAUGGCGUAUCAACACUUGAGUCAAUUUAAUUGUACCCAAGCUGUCGAGAUACUAAGUGUUCUUCCAGCACAACAUUAUAACACAGGCUGGGUACUUUCCAUGUUAGCUCGUGCACACUUUGAAAUGGUAGAUUAUAAGAAAGCUGCUAGUUAUUUUUCUGAAGUGAGACAUUUGGAACCUCAAAGGACUGAACUUAUGGAAAUUUAUAGUACUGUUUUGUGGCAUUUACAUGCUGAAGUGCAAUUAUCCACUCUUGCACAAGAACUUGUUUCCGAGGAUCGUAAUUCACCGGCUGCUUGGUGUUCAACGGGAAAUUUAUUUUCUGCACAAACAGAACACGAGACAGCAAUUAAAUUCUUCCAAAGAGCUAUUCAGGUAGAUCCAAACUUCCCGUAUGCCUAUACGCUACUUGGCCAUGAAUAUGUGAUGACCGAAGAAUUGGAUAAGGCCAUUACUGCGUUUCGCAAUGCCAUUAGGCUCGAUCCUAGGCAUUACAAUGCAUGGUUUGGAUUGGGAACAAUAUUCUCGAAACAGGAACAAUACAGUUUGGCAGAAUUGCAUUUUAAACGUGCAUUACAAAUAAAUCCACAAAAUUCAGCAAUAAUGUGCCACAUCGGUGUUGUACAACAUGCACUAAAGAAAACUGACCAAGCUUUAAAGACUUUGAAUACCGCAAUUGCAAACGAUCCCGACAAUACUUUAUGCAAAUUUCAUCGUGCGACUAUAAACUUGUCAAUUGGUCGGCACACCGAAGCGCUUAGGGAAUUUGAAGAAUUAAAAAAUAUUGUACCCAAAGAGUCUCUAGUCUAUUAUUCGAUAGGAAAGGUACAUAAAAAGUUGGGUAACACGCAUCUUGCGUUAAUGUAUUUUAGUUGGGCGACAGAUCUGGAUCCAAAAGGUGUUAACAGUCAAAUUAAAGAAGCUAUAUCGAGUCCGGGUCAAGGUGACGAAGAAUCUCCGACCCCUCAGUCAGACGAACAACAGUUGCAAAAUAAUUCAAUGGAACAAGAGAUUGAAACUAAUAGAGAAGGAAGUGCCGCUGGCUUGGCCGCAAAUGCAUCAGUGGAAGCUCAUGCCGACGAUAGCGACGAUAGUUUAUGAAGAUAUCCAACUGUGUGCAAAAUUGCUAUAAAAUGAAGCAUUAUUGCGCGUUGUUAUUCGUAUUGAUCGGUUUGAUCCACUUCUUCGAUUCAUACUUUUCGCGUGCACUCGACAAUUUCAUUUGAAUUACCGCUUUCUCGUUAGACCUUUUUUGAUAUUCGUAUCUUUCUUAAUCUCACAGCGUUGCAUCUUUUGAAAAAUUUAGAACUCUAUUUUUUUCACGUUUUUCUGAAUUACUCUUUUUUAAAAAGAAAAGAAAAGAGGGAAAUACUUUCAAAACGAUCGGUGUUCUCUAAAAGAAAGAGAAAUUCUGCGAAACAUCCGUUUCAUCGAUUUGUACAUUACGCGUUUCUCUGUAUAUUUUUUUAUGAUUAUUUAUCUUAUUUUUUUAUAUAUAUAUAUAUACAUACAUCCAUACACAUACAUACAUAAAUAAUAGUGUUUAGUCACACUUUCGUUAAAGAUUUACGGUUCAGUACAGACUGUAUUGUAUGAAUGAGUGUAAACACAUAAGCAUGUCGUAAGUAGAUAGGAAAUAUAAUUAAUUAAUUAAGUGAAAUAAGUAAGAAGAAAGUGUAAAUGUAAAUUAUUAUUAAUAUUAUUAUUAUUAUUGUAUUAUCAAUGUUAUUAUCAUUAGUGCUAUCAGUACUAUUAUCCAUCUAAUUACCGUUGUUGAUUUAGUGAUUACGAAAACUAUUUUUGGCCAUGUGGAUGGCCAUUGGACGAUCGUGCAAUUCUCGUCAUGAAGUACACACUCAUUGAUGGGUCAAUCUUGAUCGGAACUGAUAUCAUAUAAAAAUUGUACGCGUUUUCUCACUGGGAAAAAACAUACCAUGGACAAGUGGAAAAAAUGAAUUCAUAUUCGAAACUGUUGAGCAAAGUGUCUCAAAAGUCUAUCGCAUAUCUUUAUCGAUGAAACCCUGCUAUUGUUCUAAAUAAAUGUAUUCUACAAUUA